AUGCUGAACACCGAUACGCCUGCGCCAUCUACAACAGAAGUAUCUCCUUCACACAGUCGUCGUCUCCUAGAGAUGACGCAGAAGACCACCGGAAAGGUGAUCUCGUUCAUUGGCGCCGUUUCAAAGAUGCAGACGACGGAUGGCACCGAAGUCAGUCUCGCCUCUCUGCUCCAGCAGGAUGCAGAUGAAUGUCUACGGGUUUGUGGAUCGUGCAUGACGGAUCUCAGUAGAAGAGAACAGAUGAUGGAGCAGCGAAAUCCUCCGAUACUAGCUGAACAGUAUGAAACAUUGGAUCGAAUGAUAGCGGAGACCUCUGCAAUGGUGCCCAGCUAUACGCGCAUGGCUGAUAGCAUCAAGUGAGU
Messenger RNA from Cylicostephanus goldi, 362 nucleotides. Lineage: Eukaryota; Metazoa; Nematoda; Chromadorea; Rhabditida; Strongylidae. The record is from the annotation of a GenBank genome assembly.